Molecule: messenger RNA, 1953 nt
Organism: Cryptococcus deneoformans JEC21
Lineage: Eukaryota; Fungi; Basidiomycota; Tremellomycetes; Tremellales; Cryptococcaceae
Product: expressed protein
Exons: 5
Coding region: 298-1782 (494 amino acids)
Source: RefSeq, a predicted model, not a curated record
CUCAUCUUGGUUCUGCGAAAAAUUUGACUCCUUCAUUUGAGCAUACUUUCCCAUCGUUAUCAGCUAACUCGAACACCCUCAUCGAGAUUUUGCACAUCCACUUGUUUUAUAACCCCCUUUUUUUCAGCCUUGCUUGGGGGACCCGUCCUCGUGUUUUGAUACGACGCGUUUGAGACACCAACGAAAUCGCAAGAAGGCUAGAGCCAUCCUUCUUUCGUUCUCCAUCCUACGGGGUUAAUUCUUCUUUAAUCAAGUAUACCGGCCCUUUUGAUUACCCCGCAUUAGCUGCGACUGGAUAUGUCCCGAGAAAUUGGCGCGGAAGUCGUCAGUAUAGGGUCACCACUCUCCUCUAGCCCCUUACCAUCCGCCCUUUCUUCACCCACGAUCUUACCCUCGACUCUGCUUAUAACGAGUACAACGGAGAUUCAAGAAGACAAAGGGAAUGAUGAAAGGGAAAAAGUAGCUGUUGAACUGCUGAAAGGGGAAGUGUUAAAGAAAAAUAGCAUUGGAGAGACGGAAGGAGGGGAUUUGUUAGACAAAGGGCAGGCGAAAGCGGAUCAAUCAAGUUUCGUAAAUGAAGAAGCAUAUGACCAGGAUGUAGUGGAUGGUUUGAGCUCUGAUCCAAUAGCAGGACCAAGCCCAACACCAUCCAAAGCAAGUGUGAUACCUACCAGGAGAGUGUCUCUUGAAAAACGUACAGAAAUAUUUGCAAAGGACGAGGGAGGAAUUCAAGGAGCCAAGAAUAAUGCAAUAUCGUCAAUACAGGCAAGGCAAAAAGAAGUGACCAAUGAAGGUGGUAACUCGGCUGAGCAAAUAAAUGGAGCAAAGAUCGUCGAGGAAGGCGGCUUGCCAGGUAAAGCAUUGGAUGCCCAGGAGGAUCUCGAAGGACCUGGAGAAACCUCGUCAUCAACUGACGUCGUUCAAAAGGAUCCGGAAUCUGACCAGAAAGGUGCAAACGAUGGAAAUGCGGGAGAGGACCAGCGAACAGAGCUGGGGAAUUCUAUGGAGAAGGCUGCUGAAGAACUAGAGCAGCCUCUACAAAACUCUACGGAAAGUCGCCCAUCAGCCGAAGUGGCCCAGACAGGUAAUGAGGAACAUGGACAGAGCCAUGGGCGUGAAGCUAUUGAGGUCAUAGGACCGGAAUCUACUGAGGCUUCAAUCGACAAGACGACAGUCGAACCUGAACAACCACAGGAAGCUAGAGAAAUCUUGUCCACAACAGAAGUAGCCAGCGAUGUUCAAAAUGAGAAUGGACAAGGCCACCCUGGAGAGUCUGUCAAAGAGGGCGCAGAGCCUGAACAGCCUGACGAGCCCGCUGAAACAGUCACUGCACUUAUCACCGAUGCAAAGGCCAACCCUGAAGAAAACGAAGUCUCUCAGCUUUUAGCAGAACCUCCUUUAAAUGCAGAGGAUGAUGUGGAGACUGUUGAAAAACCCCAACAUAUAAUCGAGGCAGGUCUCAGCGAGGCGCACUUAAGCCCUCCAUUCGCAAACGAGCUUGAAAGUGAGGUGCGGCCAACAUCAUCUUUAGAAGAGGCCACAUGCCCCCCAAUAAUUCCUAAAAUCCGCAAAGGUCACUUGGCUUCCCUGCUGGUCCUCAACCCUGCCUAUACACUUCCUUCUCACGCAAAUGCCAAGCCGCGACGAUUUUUCUGCCCGCAUAAGAGGAAAGUAAUGAUAGGUGAUGAGUCGCUAGAAAGGAUAUCCAUCCCUGGCGUCAAGAAGAGAAAAACGGAACAUGUGGAAAUGAUGUAUCAGGUGUUACUGGUGGAUAAGCCGUAAGACGGCUUGAGGAACCGAUGGUGAUUUGCGGCACUGGUUGCCAGUUGUAUAUUCGGCGUCAAGGGGCGCCUUAUCAGGAUGUACGUAUUUCAGGACAAUUCAUUUCUUUGUUUCUACAGAGCAAGUACUUUUUCUACCAAAACACGCAAAUUCCAGGCUUGACUCAAUUCC